UGUGAAAUAUGCAGGAAUCGGCAGGAAUAUGGAAUGGAUCGUUGGAGUGGGAACACGUGGGUCACGUGCGGCCACUUGGGGUGUCGGUGUCGCUGCGGUCGUUGUGGCUGCCUGGCGGCCUGGCCUGGCUGCCAGACCGGUCAGACCGCAGAGGCUAUAGUUGGGCUGUCAGCUGUUAGUGGUGCUGUGAGGCUAAAGCACCGAAAAACGUUAAUCAUGCGUCCAAAGGACAUUGUUGUAAGGCAGCCUGCUGUUGCAGACGGUACCCUGGUAUGGGCAAUUGAUGAGAAAGAAAGGCUUUUGACAGCUUUAAAAAAACAUGGAACAGCUGACUUAGAAAGGCUUGCGGCAGAAGUGGGCACAAGGGAUGCUGUGGCAGUCAAGGGCUUCUUGGAUGUACGACGAAGUCAGCUGCGACGUACCGCCUACCCCGUGAAGUCUGACCCCGUUUACACAUACCUGCACAACUGGCAAAUGUACAUGCACAGGGCAAAGAAUCCAAAAUGGAGAACCACUGACAGAGCCCAGAUCUUCACUGAGGUAGUAGCUACAUGUGCGGAGAAGGAUUUUCCACAACCAGCCCAUGACCUGGAGCCAAACUUUGGGGAGCUCUACCACUACUUGGCAGAUGUAAUGCAAGGUCAGGUUCCUGCAGAGCUCUCUUUGGCCGAUAGGUGUGUGCUGACGCACCUCAUGAGAUCGGUUGCAGACACUGUGAAGCAGAUGGACCUAGAGGCAGAGAAGCAUGCUUUGCAAUGUGCCGUUACUCAUGUUGAGAAUAUCAGCGUAUUGGGUAAAUCAACAGCAAAUGCACAAGUCACGGCAGAGUCCUCCAAGGAUGCGGGUAACAGUGACGAAGUUGAUCCGUCUCCUAAAACUAAACCAGCCCUGACAGUAAUGGCAGAGGAUGACCUCAGCCGUAGGAGUGAGUCAUUUCAUGGCCAGCCCCGAUUUCCACCUUGGAAGACUAGAGUGAACAAUGUUAGUGCUACGUGGAACCCUCUCCAGAUUGCUCCUGAUGUGUUGCACCAGGAGCAUGCACACAUCACAAGUAUGUGGUUUAACUAGUGAUGGUCUCCACAGAGCUAGUAUGCCAGAAGUCCUUCCACGGUACCGAACAUUAAUAAAAUGUGAUAGAUUGCAGUCUCCACAGACAACGGCGCCUAAGUUACACAUGGUAUUGUACUGUUUAAAACGACUCGGGCAGCCUCGCACUAAACGUUAAACUCAGACACAUAACAUUUCUUUGUUCUUAUAUGCUAUGAAAGUAGGUCAGCCUUUCGCGCAGUCCCUCAGCUUUUCCCCUCGUGCACUUAGAACGUUCUCACUGAAUCAUUCCCAAAUAAGGGCCCACAACAACAGCUGCACAUGAGGACCACGUGCUGUGGGCCACCAUACUGUUGUGGGCCGUCUGCGAACACCCCCUUAUGCUGCUUUCUGAGUGGACAGAUGCGUUGUCCCAUGCUUUCUUCAGCCUUUUCUUUCUCUCAUGCGCAGAGACAUACUGUCUUAGCGUAUACAGAAGAGGUGGAGAAAUAGACUUGCCUAUGACGAACCUCACUAUAUUGUACAGUGUAUCUGUAUCUGUACAUGCUGGUAAGGUUCUCAAGUUGAAUGCGUAUGCCAUCCUGUAGCUUAUGGAACGUUCACAGUGUUUGUCACAGUUUGUUCACCUAUAAAUAGGCGAUUUCAGAUAUUGCCCUUGUGCUCUGCACGGGGGCCCUCCGUCGCCCAAGUCACGCGCAUCACGCAAUGCGUCGUGGGAAAUGGUUUACAUUCGUGCUCGUCUGCCUGCUGCUCGAAGGUGCGGGAGGUGAAUGAGAGAGAAAACAGAAACCGUUUGCGUUCUUCUUCUCUCUGACUCAUGAAAACUAAAUCCCAAGGUGCAGCGGGGCUUUCGCAACACGGCGCUCUCUGGUGGGCCAUUCAUGCAAUUUCUGAAAUCGUCUAUUACGCCUGCUAGACUUCGCAUUGAUGUCUUGAUCGACUUCUGUCCCAAUUUGACGAAAUAAAAAGUUUUGGGACCUUUUGUGCUACUAGGGAGGUUACAACCUCAGCACCCACUCCGGGGCGCAAGGACUUCGGAUAAAUGUGGUGGGGACGUUACUUGCUGAUUCUGACCUAUAGUGUGGCCGAUGCCGAUGAGGCCUAUUCUUCCGCCCACCUAUUGAUCUCCUACCCUCUUCGAUGCAUCGUGAAGCGAUCACUUUCUGAUAGAGCUGGGUUACGCAGACUUAAUUGCAGGAUCGAACCAGCAAAACGAACAUAAUGAAUGAACAUCGUUACUAUGAAGACGAAGCGUAAAGAAAUGUACGAAGAUAGGUAAAGGGAAUUAAUGGGCAACACUAAGUGAUUUACGUCCCUCGGCCUUGUCUUGGAGUUCCUCAGUGUAUGACGUCACUAAGCUCGGCAAAGGAAGGGAUGAUGUGCCUAUACUAUGUUGCUCCCGUAGUCACGGAUUGACCAUCCCUUUGCAUGGUGUGCGCUAUAACGCAUGCAUAACCGCACGAUGCGUUUCUCCAGCGGUCGGCCGUAACGAUGGUCGAGCGGUGAUGAGCAGAGUGUAUGAGCUAUCGCAGGCUUUGUGAGUGCAACAACAAAUGGCUCAGUGAGUGCUUAUAUUGCUGCAGUAUCUUGUUCGUUAUAAUAUGUUAUCACGCAAAGGCACCCUGGUUUGAGACUUUUUCACUUUUAAUAAAAGUGUUUAUCGAGUCA
Molecule: messenger RNA, 2715 nt
Organism: Ornithodoros turicata
Lineage: Eukaryota; Metazoa; Arthropoda; Arachnida; Ixodida; Argasidae
Exons: 5
Coding region: 34-1068 (344 amino acids)
Source: RefSeq, a predicted model, not a curated record